Molecule: messenger RNA, 549 nt
Organism: Miscanthus lutarioriparius
Lineage: Eukaryota; Viridiplantae; Streptophyta; Magnoliopsida; Poales; Poaceae
Source: the annotation of a GenBank genome assembly
AUGACGGAACCAGUUUCCCACCAGGGGCUCCAAGCGUUGUAUGAAUUGCACUAUGGAAGCUGCCGUUGUCCAAUAACUGAAACGGAGCUCGCACGUGCCGAGAGGCGCGCCCCCACGGACGUCCAGCAGACAGUCCAAGAAGUUGCAGAGCUUUUCCACCGAUCCCAAGAACUUGCCCUUGGAGGCGAGGAUGCGCACGUCUGGAGCCGACUUCCAGAGGUUGCGCCAGCGGCAGGACAGCACGCACGUGCGCACGGACUCCUGCGCCUCCAGGAAGCCGAGAAUGUGAUGGAGGACUUCGUCCGGGAGGGCGUCGAUGCCCUUGCCCUCUGGAGGCAUUCCGUCGAAGAGUCCGCGGGCGUCGACUCUGAGGGACAAGUAACGGAGAGUCGGAAGGGGUUAGAAGAUUACGAGCAUGGGGAUUGGGGCGGCACUGACCGACGGGGGAGCGCAACAACUGGCGAAGGACGAGAGACGAGACGGAAUGCGAGGGAAAUGAGGCUGGAGGAUUUGGCACCGCGUGAACCAUUGUACGGAGCGAGCUCUUGA